Molecule: messenger RNA, 1742 nt
Organism: Setaria italica (foxtail millet)
Lineage: Eukaryota; Viridiplantae; Streptophyta; Magnoliopsida; Poales; Poaceae
Product: methyltransferase-like protein 22
Exons: 10
Coding region: 77-1129 (350 amino acids)
Biological process (GO): protein methylation
Cellular component (GO): nucleus
Molecular function (GO): protein methyltransferase activity
Source: RefSeq, a predicted model, not a curated record
UCUGCCUGCUUCACUUGGGUUGGGUGUUCCAGACGCAGACGUCAGUUGGCCGCCUGCUCUGCGACCGCCGACCGAUAUGGAAGGCGGAGACGGCGGAGCCGAGGAGGAGGAGCAGGUGAUGAGCGAGGUGCACCUGGGAUGCCCGCCGCACUUCUGCGGUCUCCACGUCUCCCGCUUCAGCUUCUCCUCACGGGCCCUAGGGGCAUCUGAGGACGAUGGCGGCGAUGGCAGCUGCGGGGGCGAGCUGAUCGCGGCGGCGAGCGGUUCUGGUGGUUCGUCUGAUGCCGUCGCUGUGGAUGAAGAUGGAGAUCUUGUUCUUGAUCGGAGGAGGAGAAGAAACAAACAUGUUAGAAGUGACUACCAUCUGCUCACCAUUCAGCAUGGUGUUACCAGCUCACUCAAGAGCGUUGGCCUUCAGGUUUGGAAAGCUGCCUUACUAUUAGCUGAUUUUGUUUUGCACAAAAGCUUCACAUCUUCGUACUUUGAUGGUGUUACUGCUAUAGAAGUUGGUGCUGGAACAGGUUUAGUAGGUUUGGCACUAGCUCGAGUUGCUAGAAGGAUUUUUGUUACAGAUAGAGGCGCUGAUAUCCUAGAUAAUUGCUUGGCCAAUGUCCGUAUCAACUCUGGUACCCUAAAGUUUGAUGAAGCUAAAGUCUGUGUAAGGGAACUGGACUGGAAGUUGUCAUGGCCUCCACCAGUGAGUACAUGUGAUCCUUCUGAUCCAAGUUUAAGGUACCUAUGGUCUGCACAUGAAAUUGAUGAGGCUGAGAAAGCAACAGUCCUGUUUGCUGCAGAUGUUAUCUACAGUGAUGAUCUCACUGAUUUGUUCUUCGACACAGUGAAGAAAUUGAUGUCAAGUGGUGCUAAGAAGGUGCUGUAUUUGGCCCUGGAGAAGAGAUACAACUUCAGUCUGGACGAACUAGACGUUGUGGCCAAUGGUUAUGCUCACUUCCGAGGUUUCUUCGUAACUCAAGAUGAACACGGGGAUGCAAUCCACGGAGACAAACCAGGUUUCGUUGGAAAGCAGAUAGGUCUGGCAGAGAUUCCUCAGUAUAUCAGAGAAUACGAGAGGGGCAAUGAUUUGGAAAUCUGGGAAAUCAUGUACAGUCCAGAACAGAAACUGCGGUAACUUGUGCAGAAGCCAUCCACUCUUGUUCCAUGCUACACGACAUUAGGAAGAGAAGAAACUUAGAAACUCGUAUGUUCGACUCAGUACAUUCAGAAAUCUCUCGUUUGAUGUCAUUUUUUUUAUAUCUGCUAUUAUUUGCAAAUGCGAUCCGUAAUGGCGUUGCAGGCUGCUCUCCUUUGGCAUCUGCUCUAGAACAGCACGAGUAGAUGAUCCAGCCGACGAUGGCCCAGAACAGCACGCCGAGGAGCACCAUCUGCAGGCUGCAGCAGAGAGGAGACAGAAUCAAGAAGAUUGAUCAUGAAUCGGGCGAACACGCAUCCGUAUCGACUGAACUUAGACGCGUACCGGCCAAGACGCGGUGGGGGCGGCGGCGGCGGCGGCGGGCUUGGGCUCGAGCAGCGGUGGAGGGCACCUCGACGCGAACCGUGCAGUCUUUGUCAAAGCACUUAAGCGUGUUGUCAAACGAAGCUAUUUGAUGAUUGCAGCUUUUCUUUGUAACAUGAGAGUUUGAAAGGAUUGUAGUGGUCAAGUUGCAAGCAACUAAUCUCAGAUCCCUUUGUAAUAUGUACAAUGAAUUUUUUUUAAUACAAAAUACACACGGCUUGUUGGGUGU